Messenger RNA from Spodoptera littoralis (African cotton leafworm), 681 nucleotides. NCBI's taxonomy places the organism in Eukaryota, Metazoa, Arthropoda, Insecta, Lepidoptera, Noctuidae. The record is from the annotation of a GenBank genome assembly.
AUGCAGUACACAUCUGACGAAGCCUAUGCACGGCUUAUCAGCCACCAUAUGACUGUGCCGCAAAGAAUUAAGGCUACUGGUGACAUAGUAGAUGAAGAUAGUGCUCCUAAUGGAAUAGUGUCGGGCUGGGACUAUGCAAAUGAAAAGUUUGACAUGAAAGUACCAGAAAGGAUACUUGUAGUGGGACAGGAUCAACAUGUUGGGACAAAAGCUCCACCUCGUGAAAUCCAGUUGGAUAAUGCAGUGCUACCAACAGACCCAGGUAUGAUUCGGGUCAGCACACCACCACGUGUAAUUACACUUGACCAACAUUACUUUCCGUCUGCUGAUGACUUUCCUCAAGGCAUGCCAACCAACUCUCCUCCAAGGAAUUCAAGAAACUUCAGGUCUCAAGGUGAUGGGGCACGUUCUACUACUCCCCGUCCUGAUAAUUUCAAUGAGUCCACUAUGACUGAGUCACGUUUGGUAUUGAGAGACCCAACGCCACCAAUGGGAAAUGGUGAAGGUUUGUCUACUUCUGAGGAGUUGGUACAUCUACGGCGUCAAAUCGUCAAACUUAAUCGUCGUGUAAUGUCAAUAGAGGCAGAGCAACUUCAGCGGCAACAGAAAGAAAAAAUUGCAUAUGCUUUUGGUAUAGCAUACUUGUUAUUCAAAGUUAUUGCUUGGCUGAAUAGAUCCUAA